GAGGCUGAGUCACCUGACCAAGACCCUGGAGUUACAAUGGCGGCGCCCAUGCUGCGCUGGGGCUGCCGUGGAAGACGUUGGGCUUUCGCCCGGGUUGACGGUGGUUCUUGCCACCGAAGAGGGGCUCCGACUGGGUCCACAUCCAACCGGAUUAGAGGAGAGAGCUCAGUGGCUCAGCAGCCCCUCCACACGGCCCAGAAGACGAGGAAAGGUGAACACAAAUGGGCUGCUGUGGUAGGUUUGGAAAUUCAUGCCCAGAUUUCCUCCAACUCUAAACUCUUCUCUGGAUCUCAAGUUCGCUUUUCAGCACCUCCAAAUUCUUUGGUUUCUUUUUUUGAUGCAUCUCUACCUGGAACUUUGCCGGUUCUCAACAGGAGGUGUGUAGAAGCGGCGGUGAUGACAGGCCUGGCUCUGAACUGCCACAUAAACAAGAAGUCCUUGUUUGACAGGAAGCACUACUUCUAUGCAGACCUCCCUGCAGGCUACCAAAUUACCCAGCAGAGGCUCCCAAUUGCUGUGAAUGGGAGCUUGAUAUAUGGCGUCUGUGCAGGGAAGAAGCAGAGUCAGGUGAUCCCCAAGACGGUGAGGAUCAAGCAGAUCCAGUUGGAGCAAGACAGUGGCAAAAGCCUCCACGACAACCUGAGGUCUCAGACGCUCAUUGAUUUGAACAGGGCAGGAGUGGGCCUUCUGGAGGUGGUCCUGGAGCCCGACAUGUCCUGUGGAGAAGAGGCGGCAACAGCUGUCAGGGAGCUGCAGCUGAUCCUUCAAGCCCUGGGGACCAGCCAGGCGAACAUGGCAGAGGGCCAGUUGAGAGUGGAUGCCAAUAUAUCCGUGCAUCACCCUGGGGAGCCUUUGGGCGUUCGAACGGAAGUGAAGAAUCUCAACAGCAUCAGGUUCCUGGCCAAAGCCAUAGACUAUGAAAUUCAGAGGCAAAUCAAUGAACUUGAGAAUGGAGGUGAAAUUCUGAACGAAACACGCUCAUUUCAUCACAAGCUGGGGUGCACCAUGUCAAUGAGAGACAAAGAAGGAAAACAGGACUACAGGUUCAUGCCAGAACCCAACCUGCCUCCCCUGGUGCUCUACGACGCCACAUCUCUGCCCGCAGGUGCAGACCCACAGCAAGUGAUCAAUAUUGACCAGAUUCGGGAGACACUCCCGGAGCUCCCCAGUGUGACCCGAGAGAAGCUUGUCCAACAGUAUGGGAUGCUGCUGGAACACAGCUUCACUUUGCUGAACGAAGUCGGCCUACUGGAGUUCUUCCAAAAUGUGAUAAAAGAAACUAGGGCAGAGCCAAAAAAGGUGACUAGUUGGGUCCUCAACACUUUUCUGGGCUAUUUAAAGCAACAGAACCUCGCUGUCAGUGAGAGUCCUGUCACACCCUCUGCACUCGCUGAGCUUCUUGACCUGCUGGACAGCAGAACAAUUUCUUCAUCAGCAGCUAAACAGGUGUUUGAGGAACUGUGGAAGAGGGAAGGCAAGACUCCAGGGCAGAUUGUUUCAGAAAAGCAGCUUGAACUGAUGCAGGACCAGGGGGCACUGGAGCAGCUCUGCCACUCUGUGAUGGAGGCCCAUCCUCAAGUGGUGACUAUCUCGGGCAGGGGAGAGGGCCAGAGCCAGCCCCAGGACAUGCCCAAGAGCCUCGCCAUCGCUCCCUGUGGCAGCCCAGAGGCUCUUCCUAAGAAUGGCUGACCCAGUUUCAUCAAUAAUUCCCUCACUGUCAUCUUUUUAGUUAAGGUAAUGGAUGUGAAGAACAGAAACCCCAGAGCUAUAAAUAAACUGAUUGGGUUGGUCCGGAAAGCGACUCAAAGCCGAGCAGAUCCAGUCAUGAUAAAGGAGAUCCUGGAGAAGAAGCUGUCAUUGUGAGAUGUUUGGGAUCCCCUUGCCCAAGGGACAACAGUGCAGCCUGACUGGGAACAGGAUCCCGUGAAAGCUGAUGCCCAUGUGCCCUGAGAGCUGCCUCUCAAUCCCUGUCCCGAGCCACAGCUAUGGCGUUAAUGUCACCAGUGUUCUCACCCUCUAGGCCCUGUGCCUGGAGGUGCCUCCACAGCCGACCAGCAGCCACCCCGCCUGCUUCAUGCACAUCAGGAGGGUCCGGUGAGGCUGCAGCAGUGGUUAAGGAGUAACACCUUCUUGUAUUAAGGAAUUUUAAACUAAAUAAAAUGUAUGUUGGAGAUACUGUUA
This is a messenger RNA of Pan troglodytes (chimpanzee), 2181 nucleotides long. RefSeq names its product glutamyl-tRNA amidotransferase subunit B (gene GATB). The record is from RefSeq and is a predicted model, not a curated record. Gene Ontology annotation, cellular component: glutamyl-tRNA(Gln) amidotransferase complex; mitochondrion. Bases 37 to 1689 code for a protein of 550 amino acids. Gene Ontology annotation, biological process: glutaminyl-tRNAGln biosynthesis via transamidation; mitochondrial translation. Gene Ontology annotation, molecular function: glutaminyl-tRNA synthase (glutamine-hydrolyzing) activity. NCBI's taxonomy places the organism in Eukaryota, Metazoa, Chordata, Mammalia, Primates, Hominidae. The transcript is spliced from 13 exons.